This is a messenger RNA of Spirodela intermedia, 162 nucleotides long. The record is from the annotation of a GenBank genome assembly. NCBI's taxonomy places the organism in Eukaryota, Viridiplantae, Streptophyta, Magnoliopsida, Alismatales, Araceae.
AUGGCUUCCAAGGCUUUGCCCCUGAUGGCCUUCCUCCUGAUCGCCAUGCUCCUAGUCUCCGCCGUCGUCGACGCCACGGAAACCUUGGACACGGAAACAGGUUCGUUCUCCCCUCCCCCCAGCAUCGCUGUUGUCCCCAUGCUGCUGAGACUCCAAGUUUGA